AGGUCGGAUCCCGAGCCCGCGCCAUGCCGAGGGAGAGGAGGGAGAGGGAUGCCAAGGAGCCGGACACCAUGAAAGAGGAGAGCGGCGCCGAUGCCUCUGCUCACUCCAGGAAGAGGAAGGCAAAUGUGGCCGUUUUUUUGCAAGAUCCAGAUGAAGAAAUUGCCAAAAUCGACAGGACUGUGAGGAGCCAGUGUGACAGUCAGUCUCAGGACAGUAACACAGCCUGUGAGAACCCAUGCUCCCUGAUCCCAACGCCUGACAAGGAUGAGGGUGAGCUGGUGUAUCCCACCUCUGAGCACAAGCCUCCGGGCGCCCGGCCUGCCAGAGCCUCGCCCCUGCCUCUGCUGAACUGGGCAAACCGAGAGGAGGUUUGGAAGAUCAUGUUAAACAAAGAGAACACGUACUUCAGGGACCAGCACCUUCUGCAGCGGCACCCUCUCCUGCAGCCGAAGAUGCGAGCGAUUCUCCUGGACUGGCUAAUGGAGGUGUGUGAAGUCUAUAAACUUCACAGAGAGACAUUUUACUUGGCACAGGACUUCUUCGAUCGGUACAUGGCAACACAGCAAGACAUUGUGAAAACGCUUUUGCAGCUCAUUGGGAUUUCAUCUUUAUUUAUUGCCGCCAAGCUUGAGGAAAUCUAUCCUCCGAAGUUGCACCAGUUUGCUUAUGUUACAGAUGGGGCUUGUUCAGGAGAGGACAUCCUCACCAUGGAAUUAAUCAUCAUGAAGGCUCUUAAGUGGCAUUUAAGUCCACUGACCAUUGUGUCCUGGCUGAACGUGUACAUGCAGGUAGCCUACCUGAAUGACUUAUACGAAGUGCUCCUGCCUCAGUAUCCCCAGCAUGUCUUCAUCCAGAUCGCAGAGCUCCUGGAUCUCUGCGUCCUGGACAUUGGGUGCUUAGAGUUUUCCUAUGGUGUCCUCGCCGCUUCUGCCCUGUACCACUUCUCCUCGUCUGAGCUGAUGCAGAAGGUCUCAGGGUACCAGUGGUGCGACAUUGAGAAGUGUGUCAAGUGGAUGGUCCCCUUUGCCAUGGUCAUCAGGGAGGCAGGAAGCUCGAAGCUGAAGCAGUUCCGGGGUGUUCCUGCCGAAGAUGCCCACAACAUUCAGACCCACUUGAACAGCUUGGACCUGCUGGACAAAGCCCAAGCCAAGAAAGCCAUAUUGUCCGAACAAAAUAGGGUUUCUCCUCUCCCGUCCGGGCUCCUCACUCCACCACCAAGCAGUAAGAAGCAGAGCGGUGAGCCAGGAACAGAGUGACACACCAGCCUCUUCACCAAAGACAGUCGUGCCCAAGUGCCUGCCAGUCCUCGUGUGUCCGUGCCCCAGAGGCCACCUCAGCUUCACAGACAGUGACACGGGAGAGCUCACUCUCCCGCAGCACAGUGCUUCUGUGGAUGGCAUUGGACAGGGAGAAGUGCUUAUCGAAUGCUUAGGAUUUGUUAAUAAGUGCGUCAAGUACACCAGCCACCUCCAGACACCAAUGAGUGCUCCCGAUGCUGCUACGGAGGGUGCUGCUUGACUUGAUUGACGUUCUCACAGAUCACAGAGCUUGAAGCUGAGGAGUGCCACUGGCUGCGGCCUUCCCGGGUGUCCUGGGUGCGUGGUGCUGAGUGGGACAGGUGUGGCGAGCGUUGUGACGCAGGCUCAGCCAGCCAUGUUGGGGGCCCGCCCUCCACGCUAUCAGUUGACAAUGUACAAUGCCUUUUAUGAACUUGUUCUGAGUGCUGCUACGUCUGUCCGUUUUUAAUAAAGGUGACACUGUCUUUGAGACAGCUGGUUUUA
This is a messenger RNA of Miniopterus natalensis, 1781 nucleotides long. Lineage: Eukaryota; Metazoa; Chordata; Mammalia; Chiroptera; Miniopteridae. The record is from RefSeq and is a predicted model, not a curated record.